Messenger RNA from Paralichthys olivaceus (Japanese flounder), 3014 nucleotides. RefSeq names its product cyclic nucleotide gated channel subunit alpha 4 (gene cnga4). Gene Ontology annotation, cellular component: plasma membrane; intracellular cyclic nucleotide activated cation channel complex. Gene Ontology annotation, molecular function: protein-containing complex binding; intracellularly cGMP-activated cation channel activity; cGMP binding. Lineage: Eukaryota; Metazoa; Chordata; Actinopteri; Pleuronectiformes; Paralichthyidae. Gene Ontology annotation, biological process: monoatomic cation transmembrane transport. The record is from RefSeq and is a predicted model, not a curated record.
AUUGGGCCUCCACUGCACAGGAUUUAUUUUUCAUUGUGUAACUUUAACAACAACAGAUGAUUCAUACUUCAGAUUCUCUGGAUGUGCAGAGGACCUCUCUGGUUCCCUCACAGGGAGGAAAGAACUCCCAGAGGACACAUGACAUCUGUUGUGCUUUUCCUUCCAUAGUGACCAGCAUCACCAGGCAGAGUGCACCUGGUUUGUUGUUAGGUGAACCACACAGUGCUGCCUUAUGCACGUCUUGGUUGUUGUUAUUAUUAUUUUAUGUCCAAGAAAGUGUGACACUCAUGCAGGAGGGAAGAAGCUCAACAGCAGCACUCAGCCUCAUUCAGAAGCAUGUGUUAGUCUCUUGCUAAACUUUGGAGAAUGGAUAAAACAGGUGAUGUUAACGUUAGAGGGAACAAAUGGCAGAGACUCGCCCGGUGGCAUCAUGGGCAGACAGUGAACGAGGAAGGAGAAGAAGCAGCCAAAGAUGAAGGGAAACGUAACAUCGUCCUGGAUCUGAAGUUGAAAGUUAAUUGGGGAGAGUGGGUGGUUGAUCCGGCAGAACGGUUUUAUUACGUCUGGCUACAGGUCAUGAUCUUCCCCAUUGUCUACAACUGGGUGAUCAUUAUUUUGAGAACAUGCUUCACAGGAAUUGCACUGAGCUACCUGCCUGUGUGGCUGACACUGGACUAUCUGUCAGACCUCAUGUAUAUGCUUGACAUGGUCAUCACUGUUCACACAGGUUACUUGGAUCAGGGUAUCCUGAUAAAAGAUCUAAAUCAACUGAAGAAGCAGUACCUGCACUCUAAACGUUUUUUGCGGGACUUGACUUCCCUGCUUCCCACUGACCUUCUCUACUUUGUGUUUGGCAUCCAAACACCGAUGGUGAGGAUCAACCGCCUUCUGCGCAUGCCACGACUCAACGAGGCCUUGGAUCGCAUGGAGACAAGAACCUCCUACCCCAACACCUUUCGCAUCACCAAGCUCAUGAUCUACAUCUUCGUGUUGAUCCACUGGAAUGCCUGUCUCUACUUUGCGCUUUCCAACUACAUUGGUUUCGGAAGUGAUCUGUGGGUCUACCCAAACAUCUCUAAAGCAGAGUUUGCCUCCAUGCGCCGUCAAUACUUUUACUGCUUUUGGUUCUCUGCCCAGAUUUUCACCACAGUAGGAGACACCCCCCUGCCAAAAAGGGAAGAGGAGUACUUGUUUAUGAUUGCAGACCUGCUCAUUGCUGUGCUAGUAUUUGCAUCCAUUGUUGGCAAUGUUGGUAAUGUCAUCUCAAGCCUACGAGACCGUGAUAAUGUAUUUUUCCCCAACCAUGAGCUGGUGAAGGCAUAUCUACGUAGCCAUCACAUUAGCAAGGAGCUUCGUCAGCGGAUCGACAACUGGUACCAGCAUCUGCACAUAAACAAGAAGAUCAUGCGAGAGAAUGAAAUCCUGCAGCAGCUGCCCGUGCACCUGAGGACAGAGAUCGCGGUCAGCGUUCACCUGCCCACGCUUUCCAAAGUCACCAUCUUCCAGAGCUGUGAGAAAAGUCUGCUGGAGGAGCUGGUGCUUAAGCUAACACCUCAGGUGUUCAGUCCAGGAGAAUAUGUCUGCAGAAAGGGAGAUGUGGGCCACGAGAUGUACAUCAUAAAAGAGGGGAAACUUGCAGUAGUAGCAGAUGAUGGGGUCACAGAGUUUGCUGUGUUGACUGAAGGGAAUUUCUUCGGAGAAAUUAGUAUCCUCAACAUCAAAGGUAACAAGUCAGGCAACCGUCGCACUGCCAACAUCCGAAGCAUCGGCUACUCUGACCUGUUUAGCUUGUCCAAGGAAGAUCUAACUGAUGUGUUAUCUGAGUUCCCUGCAGCCAAACAUCACUUGGAGGAGAAAGGAAGACAGAUCCUCACCAAGAUGGGCAUGUUGGAGCAGAGUGGGGAGGGAGAGCCGCGGGAGGAAGAGAAAGUGGAAACCAAGAUUAAAAGGCUGGAGAGCAACUUGGAGGUGCUGCAAACCAAACUAGCUCGACUGAUGGUGGAACUAGAGUCAAGCAGCCGCAAGAUGAAGGCCAGGGUCGAGCAGCUGGAGAGGGAGGUGGCAGCACUGGAGACUCAGCUGCCAGAAGACGGGGAAGAGGCAGCAAUAGCAGAGGGAAGAGGUGAAGGGGUGGGAGGGGAGUUUCAGUGGGAGCGAGAAGAGGCAGAAGGUGAAGAAGAGGAGGGUUCAGAUCCAAAGGUGAAAAAACAGGGACAGGGGGAAGAUGGUAAUGAUGUGACGAAGGAGGGAGACGGAGAGAGCACGAAAAGCACAAAAGAAGAUGUAAAGAGGCCGGUUGAGGGAGAUAAAUCUGGGCAGAAGGGCCCAGAUGACAAGGAAAAGAAAAAACAUGAUGAUGGAGACAUAACCAUAGAAAAAGGAGAUGAUAGGCCCGGGAAGGGAGACGGAGCUGAGAUCAUACCUGAAGAAAAGAAAGAGGAUAAAAGCAGAGAAAGAGAAUCUGAAGUGGAGAGAGAAAAGGCUGAAGAAGAUAAAAGAGGAAAGGGGCAGAAAGAUGAAGACAAGAAAAAAUAAAUCUAAAAUCAAAGGAUCUCAGGAUUGGUUGACACGACACGGUGUGUUUUUUAAAGAUUGGUUUGAGACAACAGGUACGCAGGGAAGGAAAAGGACGACUGAUGACACCAGGAUGAAGGAGACGAGGGAUCGAACUUUUUUUUUUUUACCCGUGGUGAAUCAUUUGUUACCAGUGAAAUUCACUUUUGUUGCUGGUGAUAUAGAAAAAGAACCUCACACACUUGUGUGACAAAUUAUUUGCAUUUUACAAUAUCGGACUGACAGACAGUCACGGUUGUGGUGGGUGCUGAUGUUGCUCAUAGCAACAACAUUCAUAAAAUCUUUUCCUGUUUGGCAAUUUGUUUUUAAAGUAAAUUGUUUUAAGUUAUUAAACAAGGGGAAUUGGUGGAAAGGUUUCUUCUUUGUAAAUUGUAAAAAAUAAAAAAAAUAAAAAAAUCUAUUUUAUUCACAUGACAAGAUCCACAAAUCCUGACAUGAUA